GUCCCUCCCUGCCGGCUCGCCGCCGACGCUGCCUGGCGGCCGACGGGCGAGGCUCCCCGAUCGAUCGUCAGGCCCGCGCGGCCGCGGCGGCGGCGGCGACGGCGGCAGACACCGGCCGGACCUCGCUGCCGCUGUGGCCGGCGCCACGCUGCCGACCCAGGGCACCGGGCGCGCGGCGCGACCAUGCCCUGAGGUGAUGGUGAGCUCAGCAGAGGCCGAGCCGGCACCCGGAGCUCGUGGUCGCUGACCGGUCGGUGCCAUGGGGACCAGCUGCUCCACCACGUCCACCGCCUCGGACGAGUCCAUCAACAAAUAUGGAGACAGGGCGGCGGCGGAGAAGGCGGCGCGCGAAGGGCCGCCGGCCGACAGCCCGCCCUACACACCCAGCUCGCUGCACUCGUGGGGCUCCGGCUCCGCCGUGGGCACCGAGCACCCGAUGUCCACCGUCGGACAGCGUCAGGUGGACACGGUCGACACCGAACACCAGGACAACUCGAUGCGCGUGCCGGCGCCCACACAGCAGGCCGUCAGCAAGAGCUCCUCGUCCACCGACCAGCCGCUGCUCGAUCCGGGCCUGCCCGACCUCAGUAAACUCAGUGAGCUCGUCCGCAGCCUCGUCACCGGAGACAUCAACUACGUCAAACCGAUCCUCAAGCCGCGGAAAAUCUGCAUCUACACAUGUGGCGAUCUCCAAGACACAAUAAUGGAGCGGUCAUCACUCAUGGACUACGUAUACCCGAAACUGCGCAUGUACUGCAUCGAGAGAGGUUACGAGCUUAACGUGAUCGACUUGCACUGGGGCCUACCGGAUGAACAUUUAAACGACCACUCCCUCAAAGAGCUUUGCCUGAACGAGCUUAAAAGUCACGCCAAAGAUUCACAUGUGGUGACCAUCGUGUUUUUGAACGAUACCUUCGGCAACCCGCUGCUGCCCCGGUGCAUCGAAGGUCCGGACUUCGACCAGGCGGUGUCGCGGAUAGAGGAUGAAAAGGACCGGGAACUGCUCUGGACGUGGUACCAAUGGGACGAGAACGCCUCGCCUCCGUGCUACCGGCUGGCCCCCAUCAGCACACAGAUCCCCGAUAUCAAGGAAAUGACAGCGGAGAAAAGGGCAGACGCCAUCAAGGAGUGGCGGCAUAUCGUCAAAGAAAUGAUGAACACCAUGCGAAAGGCAUUCAAUCAAGAACAAAAGGAAAAGUAUCUCACCUCGGUCAUGGAACAGGAAAUCAAGCAGGCAGUAUUUUUGAACCAGCAGUCGGCGAAGCGGUGUCUGUGGCUGUGCCGACGGUUCACCCACUUUCCGUCACACAACGUUCCCGAGGACGCCAAAUCGUACAUCUCCACCGAGCCGGAAUCAAAGAAACGGCUCGACAUUCUCAAGUCAGAGCUGAAGGAGCGGCUGGAUGAAACGCGAAUGCUCAAAUUUAUGGUCAAGUGGCACACGGGCGGCAUGGACGUGAAACACAGCGAGCAUAAACAGUUCGUGGAGGACCUGUGCGCACAGUUUUCACCCCUCAUCAUUUCAGUCAUCGAUAAUGUUCUGUCUGAGGACGAAUCCAAGCUUUCACACAUUCAGGAAGAGUUGAAGACCUACCUUGGCGUGGAGAAGCGACUUUUCCACGAGCUGAUGCAACAGUCGCUGGCGUGUAAAAACCGCUUCAGCCGGUUCCACGGCCGGCCAGAGAUGCUCGUCAAAAUCCGAAGGUACCUGAACAAUGACUCCUGCGUGCCGCUGAUUCUUCACGGGAGGGCCGGCUGCGGCAAAUCGUCGCUCGUGGCCAAGGUGGCAGAACAGUGCGGCAACUGGCUCAACAAUCCGCAGCUCAGCGUACGAUUUAUCGGUCUGACACCGGACAGCAGCACUACCGAGCUGGUUCUGCGCAGCAUUGCCGAGCAGUGCUGCGUUCUGUACGGAGAGCACUCGGCCACCGUCAGCAAGGGUAUUGGAGACCUGAACACAUAUCUGGCUCGCGUUCUGAGCAAGGCCAGCGCCGCGCGUCCCCUGGUGGUCAUCAUAGAUGGACUCGACCAGGUCCGGUCGUACAGCACCCGGAAGAUGGACUGGGUGCCCAAGGAGUUGCCCGAGCACACCAAACUCAUCCUCACCAUGGCCGACGACUGUGAGGAGUUUGCCGAUCUGGAGAAAAAGAUCGACGACAAAUCCUGCUUCCUGAAGGUUGGGCCUCUCACGACGGAAGAGGCCACCAACAUUCUGGACAACAUUCUGAAGGACAACAAUCGUAAGAUCAACAAGGGCCAGCGCGAGGUGGUGAACCGGUACAUCGCCGAGUGUCCACUGCCGCUCUACGUGGAGGCGGUCGGUAUGACCACGUGCAACUGGACGGGCGGCGAGGAGCACCUGGCGCUCCGCUCCACCCUGGUGGAGCAGAUUCACGUCGUACUGGACGAGCUGGAGCGAGAGGUCGGCGCCGUGCCGGUUUCUCGAAUUCUCGGCUACUUAACGGCGGCCAGGCAGGGUCUCAGCGACUCUGAGAUCAUGGACCUCCUCUCUUGUGACGAGGAGGUUCUCAACGAGAUUUUCGUCUACAACACGCCACCCGUGCGCCGGUGUCCGUCCAUCCUGUGGACGCAGAUCUCUUCUCGGCUCUCUCCGUUCCUCAUGAAGACCAUCGUGUCGGGACUCUGCCUGACCACCUGGAAGGACAACACGUUCUCAAAGGUGGCCCGCGAGCGCUACUUCAAACAGGAGCAGCAGUUCACUCCGUGCAUGGCGCUCUUUGAUUACUUCACGGGCAAGUGGGCGAACGGCCGAAAGAAGCCUGUGCUGUUGCCAAACGGCGAGCAGGCCAUGGACGCCGACGGCCAGCCGCUGGAGCUGGAGCGCUUCAUCAUGGACCAGCCCAUCCGAUACCGCAGCAGAUACAACCGGCGCAGGCUGGAUGAGCUGCCGUACCAGGUGUUCCAGCUCACCGGAAACAUCUUGGACGACUUUGUGCUGAACAACGAAUGGGUCUACGACAAGCUCUGCGGCUCGACGGCCUACCAGGUGCUGGAGGACGUCAGUCUGGCCAUGAGUAAGGACCCGGACAACAAGGAGCUGCAGCUGUUCCGCGAGCUGCUAGAGCUCAGCAGCUACGCGCUGGGCUGCGACGGACGCCAGUUUUACACACAGUUCUACGGCCGACUCAUGCAGUUUAUGAAGGAGGAGGAGAACCAGAAGCAGUACCCGCUGAUGAAGGCCAUCCAUGACAAGGCUUUCAGCGCGCCGGAGCCGUCUCUGAUCCCGCUGGGAUUCAUCCUGCAGGAGCCCGGUCAGGCCGAGCCGCCCGUCAAUGACAACGUCUACUUUAACCAGCUGUACCGGGCGAAGCAGAACCCACACCACGUGAUCACGGUGUCUCACACGCGCGGCGAGAUAGCCGUCUGGAACAUCUACACCAUGCAGGCGGUGCGCACUCUCAAGGGCAUCCACCAGCCGCAGAGCCUCAAAAUGAUCGACGAGUACCGAUGUCUGGUACUUUCCGGUCGUGAGCUGAAGAUCUACAACUUCGACGAGGGCCUGUUCGUGAUGAAGCUGAAACAGAUAAUGAACCAGAAGAUGCCCUACUACGGGCUGCACAACCAGGAUCACGUGGUGGCCCUCUCCAGGGACAGGAUGUACGUCAACAUGAUGAAUCUGCAGAACGGGGACUGUGUCGCCACCUUCAAGGUGGGCGAGGACCGGUUCCUGAACUCGCUGAUCGUCUCCGACGACGGCCGAAUCUGCGUCUGCGGCGACGAGACGCAGAAGCCGUUCCCGCUGCUGGUCUGGGACCUGCAGAGCAGGAAGCUGAUGUACGACCUGCGCAUCCCGCACCACGAGUUUGUGACGCGCCUGGCGGCCAUCACCUCAGAGGGACACUACGUCUGCUGCGGCUGCAGGGAGGUGGAUGAGCCGUCGUCGCCCACCUUCGUCGUAGUGUACGACCUCCAGAGUGGCACCCUGUUCAAAAAGUGCAAGCUGGGCGUCAACGUGGUCUCCAUGGCCAUCUCGUCGCAAAGCAGCUGCAUCGUGGUUGGCCUGGAGGACUGCAUGGUGGUCGUAAUCGAUCUCAUCUCAGGAAAUACUCGGUGGAACCUGAAGGGUCACACGGCCCCGCCGGACGCCAUCAGGUUCGACAACCGCGGCCACAAGUUUCUGACGUUCGACUCCGAGGGCCGCGACAGGUCUGUGCGCGUCUGGGAGCUGAUGACCGGCAACUCCCUGGGCGUGUUCACUCCCGACCAGACCAUCACCGCCUGCGACCUCUCCGGCGACGGGCGGGCCGUCAUAUUCGCCCUCAAAGGCCGCAGUCACAUCGUGACGCUGGCGCUGUGCCACGGCCAAGGCCUGGAGCUGCCGCAGGUCAAACAGUACGGCAGCGAACAGAACCAGGGCAAGACGUUCGACCUCUCGCAGGCCGGAACGUGGACCAACAAUGACAAGAGUCUGUGGGGCAACUGAGGGCCGGCCGGCCGGUGACCCGCCCACCGUCGGUCGGAGGGGGGACGGCGCGGCCGGUCCGUGCGCCCGGCCGGCCGCCGCCGCCCGCCCGUCGUCAGCGCGCCGGCAGACGCCGAUAUGCAACGGCGCCGGCCCGCAGUCCGCAGUUCGCAGCGCGCACGGAGCCCGUACCGUCUGUCGCACACAGUGUCGGUGUCACAAGUUUUCUAUGUCUCCAGCUGUGCGAGUGACUGGUUGUACUGUUAACGGAACUGAAAUAAAAAUCACAAAACAAC
Amphibalanus amphitrite is the source of this 4719-nucleotide messenger RNA. RefSeq names its product NACHT and WD repeat domain-containing protein 2-like. Lineage: Eukaryota; Metazoa; Arthropoda; Thecostraca; Balanomorpha; Balanidae. The record is from RefSeq and is a predicted model, not a curated record. The transcript is spliced from 30 exons. Gene Ontology annotation, molecular function: protein binding. Bases 260 to 4444 code for a protein of 1394 amino acids.